AUGCUCAUAUGUCCUCACUAUGCUCAUAUUGUCCUCGCUGGAGAGGCAGGCAGCGAGCAAAUCCGAGCUGUUUCUCACCGGCAUUUGCGCAUCACACGCGUCAGUGGAGCGGAAAAGGCUUUCGACGUGUGUUUCUGCUUCAUUAACCCAUUGGCAAUGGACCUCCUCGACAGCGGCUCUCGUGGAGGCGCUACGUUGGCCACGGCGUUGGCUUCGUGCUCGCUGCUACUGCUGCUACUUUUGCGCUCGUUUCUGCUCCACACGCCGCACGACUUCUCGGCGUUGGCUCAGCUGCUGCUACUUCAGCUCGGCGUGCAGGCAGUGGUGGUGGCGGCGGUUUCUUCCCGCAACUCAAGACGCCUCCGCGUCGAGCCGCAACGCGCAACUUUGGACGCGGUCCACCGUCUCGCGAGUCUAUUUCUAACCGUCCAGGCGCUGCGACACUUUGGGGUGUUGUUUGCGUUCUUAGUGCAACAUGUGGACCUGCUGCUGCUGCAACUUGAGCGCUGGCACGCCACUGGCGACAAGGAGAGCGCGUUGCUGCUGCUGAUUGGCUAUUUAUUGGUGGCUGGCAUCCAUUCCGACGCGUACGGGACUCUCCUGCACACCCUGACGCUGCUAGGCGCGGCUCUGGGGCUGCGCGUCGCGGUCCAGUCGCUGUCGAUUAGCAGCGCUCCUCAUGCUCAAGACGACGCGUCACCGCAGACGCUGCUGUCCGUUACAAUGGCCAUGAGCGUGGCCGCAGUGCUGGCGUUGCUGACGCCUGUAGAGAGUGACGCGGAUCGUGUCCAGCAGCUGAUGAACGAUCGAGUGAGUGGCGAUGCUGGGAGCUCCAUGACGACGUGGACAGCUGUUUCUCUAAUGGGAGCGACUGCGAGUCACUUUGCAGGUCGCUACGUCGAGCAGAAAUUGACGCUGCUGUCGUCCAUCCAUCAAGCCAAAGCUCAGCUCGUGUGCACGUCGACGGGGAUCGUGCUGGCGAUUGGUGUUGCAUUGGGGCAGCAGCAAUGGCUGCACGCUGCCCUGAGCGUCAUGGCCUGCAGUCUGAUACUCUUUGUCUUUGUGCGUGAAUGGCAUCGCGCUGGUGCGUCCUUUGGUGAUGGUGGUGGCCACAACGGUGAUGACAGUGAAGCGGGUCUGGACACGUACCGACCAAGCCCGGGUUGUAGCUCGAAAGAGGGCGUGCUGGCCGGAGCGAGCCACGUCAUUGGUGUCUUGUGGUCGCGACGCGCCUCACGUCAAAUGCUCCUCUUCCUAUCGGUUAAUGUUGCCUUUAUGUUUGUGGAACUCGGUGUUGGUCUCUACACGAACUCACUUGGUCUCAUGGGUGACGCUGGACAUAUGCUGUUUGACAACGGUGCGCUCACGAUUGGUCUCGUGGCAUCAUACAUUGGCCAGCUUCCGCCUGAUGCGAAGUUUACUUACGGUUAUGGUCGUGUGGAGGUCCUCUCGGGCUUUCUGAAUUCCCUGCUACUGCUUGUCGUAUCAUUCCACCUGCUAACUGAAGCGGCAUCACGAUUCAUGGACCCACCUGAGGUUACGACGGAUCACUUGCUGCUCACGUCGACAGUCGGUCUUUUUGUGAACCUCGUGGGUCUCUUCUUUUUUCACGAUCACGUACACGGUAAUUGUCACAGCCAUGGAGGGGAUUCAACGCACGGUGGAGGCUGCGGCAUCGGUCAUGGCCACAGCCAUGGCGGUGACCACCAUCAGGCCCACAGCGGGCACGCGUCAGAAGGUGGUCACGAUAGUGGGAACAGCAACAGCAACAUGUACGGUGUGUACCUCCACGUGUUGGCCGAUACGAUGGGCAGUGUGGGCGUGAUCAUUUCGUCGGUGCUCAUAGAAAUGUUCGGAUGGCACGUGGCCGACUCUGCGUCCUCCGCACUCAUAUCGUUGCUAAUUUUGGGUAGUACGUUACCAUUGCUGCAGAAUACAGCUCUCCAGCUAUUACAGGGCGCACCUCAGGAAUUGAAAAGUAAUGUUGAUGCAGCUCUCCUGGAUGUGCAAACAAUGGUACCAGGCGUGGAGCGAAUAGCUCGCUGGAAUAUUUGGCACCACGCGGGCAGCAUGAGCGUGGCCACGCUGCACCUCGAGGUUGCAUCUUCUGCUGACGAGCAGCAUGUGCUCCAGCACACUCGAGAUAUCUUUCGGCGGCAUGCGCGACUUGAUGAGUUCUUGACGGUGCAGGUUUCAAAACCUCAGGUGACUCGCACGAUGGGAGCGGAGAGGAAUGGAAGUGAGAGGUCGCAAUUUACGAACGGAUACGAUGGGGAUCAUGCUUACAGUCGUCACCAUGACCACGGUCACAGCCAUGGCUAUGACAACGACCACAGUCAUCGUCAUUCAUACGGUCACAGCCACGGUCACAGCCAUAGUCACGAUCAAGCUCACGAUCCCGGUCAUGGCCAUCGCCAUGGUGAUGGGCCUUCCGCGGAUGCCCACUCUGCAUUCUCCGUGCAUCAUCAGCAUGCGCAGCCUGUGGCCAAUGCAAUGGAUAUGCACAAGAACCCAGCUCGCGAUGACUCCUGCAACGUCAUCUUACCCAAACGCGCAUCCAAGAACCCUGGUAUGCCAAGUUGUGGUCAUGGGUUUGAAAGCGACCCAACUUCUGCAAGGCCCGCGCCGUUUGCUUCAUAUUUUGUGGACCAUCAGCAGCACCACUAG
Molecule: messenger RNA, 2667 nt
Organism: Peronospora matthiolae
Lineage: Eukaryota; Oomycota; Peronosporomycetes; Peronosporales; Peronosporaceae
Source: the annotation of a GenBank genome assembly